AUAUGGCUGUGGGGAGAAACUGAGUGAUUUCCUCCCCUACUAAAGCCAACUCACUCUGAUAUUUUUUUCCUGAUAUUUUCCCGACCUUCUUCCUCUUAAAACUUAGUGGGGAAGUGUUGCUCUUCUCGCUCAAUUGACAUUAUGAUUUCUCACAAUCUUCGUUAAAAACAGUUGCUUGUCCACGGGCAUUGUCGGUAGGGGCCCCCACCUUACGGAAAGGCCUGCCUGAGUAGACAAACACGGCUACCCCUCUGGCUCAGUCUGAGAUCCUGGCAACCUUCAGCCGAUCUUCAUAGCCCAGUUGUCAGACUUGGUAUAAGAAAAUGAGUGACACUGAUGAUGAUGUACCUCAGCUUUCAUCCCAAGCCUUAGCUGCUCUACAGGAGUUCUACAUUGAACAGCAGCAGAAAAAUGACAUUAAGACAACAGAAAGAUGUACUGACUAUUCUCUGGGCUCAGUAGAAGAGAACUGGCAAUUGAGCCAGUUUUGGUAUGAUUCUGAAACUGCACUUUGUUUGGCUAAUGAGGCUAUACAAACAGUUGGAAUGGGUGGCAGGAUAGCAUGUGUCAGUGCACCCAGCGUUUAUCAAAAACUGAAAGAGCAGGAUAGCAAAGAUUUUUCAACAUGUUUAUUGGAAUAUGACCAAAGAUUUUCUGUAUAUGGAGAUGAAUAUGUUUUCUAUGAUUACAACAAUCCUUUGAAACUUCCAGAAAAUCUCACAGCACACAGUUUUGAUAUAGUUGUAGCAGAUCCACCCUACUUAUCCGAAGAAUGCCUCAGAAAAACAGCAGAUACUGUCAAAUACUUAACUAAAGGAAAGAUUCUGCUUUGUACAGGUGUAGUCAUGGAGGAACAAGCAGCAAAAUACCUUGGUGUGAAGAUUUGCAAGUUUAUUCCAAAACAUACUCGAAACUUAGCCAAUGAGUUUCGGUGCUAUACAAAUUAUGAUUCUGGACUAAAUUCUGUGUAUUGACAUUAAAAAACUGGUAAAUUUCA
Messenger RNA from Eublepharis macularius, 997 nucleotides. RefSeq names its product EEF1A lysine methyltransferase 1 (gene EEF1AKMT1). Gene Ontology annotation, biological process: methylation. Lineage: Eukaryota; Metazoa; Chordata; Lepidosauria; Squamata; Eublepharidae. The coding region runs from base 324 to 974 and encodes 216 amino acids. Gene Ontology annotation, molecular function: protein-lysine N-methyltransferase activity; nucleic acid binding. The transcript is spliced from 6 exons. The record is from RefSeq and is a predicted model, not a curated record.